This is a messenger RNA of Caenorhabditis angaria, 5237 nucleotides long. The record is from the annotation of a GenBank genome assembly. Lineage: Eukaryota; Metazoa; Nematoda; Chromadorea; Rhabditida; Rhabditidae.
AUGGUUCGCAACAGUCAGAGAGAUUGGGAGAAGAAGAGACGCAGAGAGGCGGAGGAAGACUCAUUAGAUGGAAAUCUUGAAGUGCAUGGGAAGAUCGGAAGAACAUUGGAAUUGGAGGGAGACAAAAACAUUGUUGUGUUGUUGAUGUGGAUAAUUUGAUAAUGGAGGGAGAAACUAGACAAUUUUUGGGUAUUAUUGACAAAUUUGGCGGUCCAAAAAGAGUCCGAAACUAGAACAAAGCUUGUAAAUAGAUUGUUAUCUGAUACAGGAAGCUUAAAAAUGUAGUUGUUGGAUUAUAUUUGGACUUGACCAGGUUUUCCUGAUAGUUAGGAUUCAGAUGUGCAAGUCCAACCACGGAAGUUCCUAAUCUGAUUCAGAAAAAUUCAGAAUUCAACUCGUCGGACUUGGCCUUCAGUGAUUUACGGAAGUAACGCGAAAAAUAGUUUUAUAAAUUUCUAGAAACUCUAAAUGUUUCAAUAAUCCUCUUGAUUUCCACUAACUUUCUGAUCAAAGAAUAUCUCACGUCUACAAUUCCCAUUUUUCCCAGCAUCCAAUUAAAAUUCCUCAUCUGCAUCCAUUCAUUAAUUGUUAUCUUGCAAGUACACACACACAAUUAGAAAAAUCGAAUAAAUCUUAAAGUGGUGCGAAAACUCAUUAGAUUUAAUCAUCUUGCCUUGUCGUUCUCCCCAUUUUUUUUUCUCCCGAAAAAAUACGGACUGAAAAAAUUGGGAUUGAUCUGAUAUGUCCAGUCGGCGGCGACACAUUGGCUAGCGGAUUGUUGACAAUCAAUCUUUUUUCUAUCUGUUAUCAUCAGAGUAAAAAAGUUUCAGGAAGGAAGGAAGGAAGAAGCUAUAGUCUUUAUUAAUAUUGAUACAUUUUUGCGAUGAUUUAUUGAUAAGAUAGGGUCAAAAAGGAAGCAAGAUGGGAUAAAUGACACAUAUUUUUUUUUCAAAGAACGGUGAUAAGCGUGAACAAAGGUUUGAUUUGUUGGAUUGUAGGGCUGGAAGGCCUAGAGGUCUGAUUUUUCUCUGGAAAUGGGCCCGAUCAGGCUGUAUAGGAGUCAUCCUAUUUCUUAUUAGCAAUCUGAAUAUUCUCUCGCAAAAUUGAAUUCCGAACAAGAAUUUAAUGAAACAUUUUGCAAGACUGACUGUCAUAUCAAAUUAUUUUCCAAUUCCAAAUGCUUCAUUCAUUCAUUCAUUCACCUACACGAUGACCGAUAAAUCUCUGUGGCUUUGUCGGUUUUUCCCUUUUGUCCAUCUCCUUUUUCCCCCUCCCUUCCUUUUCGUUUUGUUUCAUCUUGAUGAAGCUGAGGAUGGUGUUUGAUCCACACCGACGACAUUUUUGUGGAUUUUUCGAAAUGGAGGAGUUUUUUUUGGAAAAAUGUUUGAUGAAUAAUAUCGGUUUUUUUGAUAGGCAUGAGAUAUCAAUAAAAAGUUGCGAGUGGGUAAAAGAUCGAAAAACAUCUGGGGAAAACGUUGCUAUUUGGAAUCGGGAAAAAUUUUGAUAUGGACAUAUAGGCACUGCUCCUUGGCAUAGAAGCUCCCAAGGCGUGGCUGCUUGUUAGAGUUCAAUUCUAGAUGCUGGUACUAGACAAUGAGGUUCUCUAGGAUCGGCUACUAGGCAUAGAAGCUCACAAGGCUCGGCUCCUUCACAAUUAUAAUCUCUGGGCGCGGGUAUUUUGAAAUAAAAAAAAAUAAAACCGUUUCAAAAUCUAAUUUCCUGCGUGACCUCCUCAUUAUUCAUUCAUUUUCGCAAAAUAUUAAUGACCCCAUUUCUAAUUUUUCAGAGUUCCCGAACUCGACCCAUCAAUCUAUGGACUUCCGCUGAAUGAAAAAGUUGGAGAAGGACUUUCUCUCAAUGAUUUGGCCGAACAACUUCGAUUGAUUUAUUGUGGACCAGUUGCUAUCGAAUUCAUGCAUAUUAAUGUGAGCUUUAUUUUUUCAAAGAAGAUUUCUGAUAUUUUGAAUAAUUUCAGAACUGGGAAGAGCGUCAAUGGUUAUCGCAAAAUUUCGAAGCAACGAUUUCGCAAGAUUUGACAGCAGAAGAGGCGGUGAAGAUUGGAAAGUUGAUGUUGAAGUGUGAAGUAAACGAAAAAAACAGCGAAAAUUUCAUCAAAUAAAAUUUUUUUUAGAACUUUGACAAAUUCCUGGCUACCAAGUUUCCAACAUUGAAAAGAUAUGGAGCUGAGGGAGCUGAAGCCAUGUUCGCAUUUUUCAACGAGUUAUUCGAAAGUGCCCCAGAAAAAGAAGUGCAACAAAUAAUUAUUGGAAUUGCUCAUAGAGGAAGAUUGAACUUAUUAACCCAAAUGAUGGAAUUCCCACCAGUUCAUAUGUUCAGGAAAAUCAAAGGAAAACCAGAGUUCCCAGAAUCUGUUGAUGCUGCUGGAGAUGUUCUUUCACAUCUUGUAUCCUCAUUUGAUUAUAAAACAUCGGAAGGACAAGUUCAUGUGACAAUGUUGCCAAAUCCAUCGCAUCUUGAAGCAGUUAACCCGGUAGCAAUGGGAAAAGCUCGCGCACGCGCCUGGUCUCUUCAGAAAGGUGAUUAUGGAGAUGAGAGAUCGGCGAGAACUGGCGAUUCGGUUUUGAAUGUGUUGGUGCAUGGAGAUGGCGCGUUCACCGGACAAGGAGUUGUUUGGGAAUCGAUUGCAUUGAGUCAAGCACCGCAUUUUAGAUUGGGAGGAACUGUUCAUCUAGUCACAAAUAAUCAAAUCGCAUUUACCGCCGAGAAAAGUGUCGGGAGAUCAACAACACAUUGUACGGAUAUCGCGAAAUCUUUCGAAUACCCAAUUCUUCAUGUCAAUGGUGAUUGUCCGGAUGAAGUUGUGAAAGCAACGCGGCUCGCAUUGGCCUAUCGAGAAAGAUAUCGCAAAGAUAUUUUUAUAAAUCUUGUAUGCUUCAGAAGAUGGGGACAUAAUGAAUUGGAUGAUCCAACAUUUACAUCACCUGUUAUGUAUAAAGAGGUUAAUAAAAGAGAAUCGGUGCCAAGUCAAUUUUUGGAUCGAUUAUUGAUUGAUGGAUUAGUGACUGAAGAGGGAAUUGAAGCGGAGCUCGUGAAACAUACCGAAGAAUUGAAUGCGGCGUUGAAAGCGGUGGAUUCAACACAACCUAUGUGAGUUUCGGGACGCAAAUUGUUUCAGAUUCCAAUUUCAUGCUCUCAAAACUGAGGGGGAGAUCAUGACAUUUGGAAAAAAUUUUUGGAGGGGGGAUCAUUUUGGAAAUUUUGAAUUCCCGCUCAAAUAAAAAUUUUUAUUUGGGCGGGAAAAUAUUUUUGAAAAAAAAAAUUUUUUUUUUUUUUGGAAAUUUUGAAUAAAAAAACUCCCCCUCCCCUUUCUUGGAUAUUUUUCAUUUGUUCACCAUUUAUUUUUUGGAAGUUUUUAACAAAAAAAAAAUUGAGGAGUGGGGGUCAUGACAUUUCAAACUUUUGGAGAGGGGGGAGAUCAUUAUAUGCGAGGUUUGUUGGGCGAAGAUGCCAUGUAUGAUUCCAAUAAUAAUUUUUUCAGCGACGUUAGCCAUCGUGGAAACUGGAAUGGAUUCAUCCAAGCUCCUCGAAACAUCGAAACUUGGGAUACUGGAGUCAACACGGAUCUUCUGCGUUUCAUCGGAGCGGCUAGUGUAAAAACCCCGGAAAACUUUGACACUCAUAAACACCUCUACAAAAUGCACAUCGAUUCGAGAAUUCAAAAAAUGCAAACUGGAGAUUCGAUCGAUUGGGCGACAGCCGAAGCAUUGGCAUUCGGAAGUUUGUUAUUGGAAGGAAAUGAUGUGCGAAUAAGUGGACAAGAUGUUGGAAGAGGAACAUUUUGUCAUCGACACGCAAUGAUGGUUGAUCAAUCCGAUGAUUCGAUUCAUAUUCCGUUGAAUGAAAUUGUUGAGAAUCAGAAGAACUUCAUCGAAGUCGCUAAUAAUUUAUUAUCCGAGGAGGCGAUUUUGGGAUAUGAAUGGGGAUUUGCAUCGGAGAAUCCGAGACGGUUGUGUAUUUGGGAAGCACAGUUUGGCGAUUUUUUCAAUGGCGCGCAGAUUAUUAUUGAUACUUUUGUGGCGAGUGCCGAAAGUGAGUUUCAAAUAUCAACAGCUAGAUUUUUUAAAAUUCAGGCAAAUGGCUGACUUCAAAUGGUCUUACAAUGCUUCUCCCACAUGGUUUUGAUGGAGCUGGUCCGGAGCACAGUAGUUGUAGAAUGGAAAGAUUUUUGCAACUUUGCGACUCAAGAGAAGAUCAAACUCCAGUCGAUGGUGAAAAUGUGAAUAUUCGAAUCGCCAAUCCAACAACAUCUGCACAAUAUUUCCAUCUUCUUCGACGACAGGUAAAUUAAAUUUUUUUAUCCGGAAAUUAUCCUGAAUCACAAUUCAAUUUUCCAGAUGAUCCCCAACUAUCGAAAACCGCUUGUCGUUGUGGCGCCCAAAAUACUUUUGCGCCAUCCAAAGGUAAUAAAAUCGUCGCCUUUGACAGUUGCCUCUUUUUUUUGAUAGUAGGGGUAGUAGUAGUAGUAUUUAAUGGUAAUUGCGUUGUUUUUGAGUUUGCCGACCGAUGAAAGAUUUUUGGGAAAGAUUAGGCGAAGGCCUUUUUAUUCCUCUGAAAUUUGAUAAAUCUCUGGAAUCCUUAGGUCAAAUAAAUUUAAGGUUUUAAGAACUAAUAAAAUCGGAACUUUCUAGAGCUAAACUCAAUUUCAGAAUUUCAAAAACAAGGAAAAUCCAAAAUCAACCACAAAAAAUACAGUACUCUACAAAAUAAUUUUUGCCACGUCAUAGCAUUGUUCCGUAAUUCUGGAAAAUAGAAUAAACUAGCCUAUACUGUAAGAUUUUGGCCCCGAAACCAAGUCCUACAGUAACAAAAGCCUAAUUUGGUCUCAAAAAAAAAUAGGAAUUAAAAAAUUCAGAUAUAAGAUAGCCUAAUUUUGAAAAAAAUACAAAACUCUAGAUGCAAAAGCAUUUUUGCCACGUCACAGCAUCUUCACAAAAAUUUUCUCAAAUUUCCAGGCCGCCUCCUCGAUCCUCGAUUUGGCCCCUGGAACAAGCUACAAAAAUGUGAUCACCGACUCCACGAUCAAAAAUCAAAACAAAGUUGAAAAAGUGAUAUUCGUCUCAGGAAAACACUGGAUUGCUGUCGAAAAAGCGAGAGAUGAAAAAGGACUUGCGGAUACUGUAGCUAUUGUUCGAGUCGAAAUGUUGUGUCCCUUCCCUGUUGUUGAUCUACAAUCAGUUAUUAAACAAUAUCCAAAUGCUAAACGUAAGUUUACAUAG